Coccidioides immitis RS is the source of this 2551-nucleotide messenger RNA. Its product is annotated as mitochondrial escape protein 2. The transcript is spliced from 3 exons. Lineage: Eukaryota; Fungi; Ascomycota; Eurotiomycetes; Onygenales; Onygenaceae. Bases 12 to 2531 code for a protein of 839 amino acids. Gene Ontology annotation, cellular component: mitochondrial inner membrane. The record is from RefSeq and is a predicted model, not a curated record.
AUGACACCACAAUGAUACAAUUUUCGGGAAGGGCAUGCCUACGGCAGGGUUGGAAAUGUGCGGCCGGUGUUGGCCUGCGCUGUCAUGGCGCCCACUCUUCACCUCCGCUCCAUGUCCCGCCAUUCAGGAGAUACACCGCAACCUACUCCCGAGCUGAUGAAACUGGGCAUAUCGAUACGGCACCGAACGAGUCGGUAUUCUAUUUCGAUAGUGUCUUACCAGUCAAGGCCCUUUUCUCGCGCCGUUUUGCACCCUUAGAUCUGGCUCCGUCGAUGACAGGACGAAUUGGGAAUCUAAUAAUAAAACUGACUGGCGCGACUCCGCUGAAUGUCAUUGGGCGAGCGUUCCCUCUAGAAUUACAGGAGAACAUUCAGCAGGUCAUCCCGCGCUAUUCAGAGGGUGGUGCGUUCGUUAAGCUUUCGCACCCGCCCAAUAUGGACAAGGAAGGGUUGUCAAGCUUGUUGAACACACAUCUUGAACAGAAUCCGCUAAAGCUGUGGUUCUCUCCUUUUACAUCGGUUAGGGCUUCUCUGGUUCGUGGUCGACCUUGGCUGGAAGACCUUCAGAGGUCUCCCAGUUCAAGAAUUAAAGUGGAAUUUCUCCCAACGUCUCCGGGUGCUUCAUCGGUAGAAUUGACACCUGAAUUGCUUUAUUCGCUAAGUCGCCGCUAUGGAAAAUUGGCAGAUAUCAUCCCCCAGCCGUCCGACUCGAAAAUCCAGCCAAGAUAUGCCCUUCUCGAUUUUACGAGGCCUAGUUAUGCUGUCAUAGCGAAGAAUUGUCUCCAUGGAUACAAAGUCUCGGCGUCUGAAGGCGGAGGAAGUGCUGGCACGCUAUUAAAACUUUCAUACGAGCGGAAACUAAAACCGCACGUCAUCAGAGGUUGGAUUGUCAGCCACCCGAGAAUCGUGAUUCCGAUAAUAGCUGCGGUUAUUGCGGCGAUCACCGUUAUCGUCUUCGAUCCCAUUCGUACCUUUUUCAUUAAGAUACAGAUCGCGCCACCAAUUGAUGUUCAAGACAAUAGGUUAUGGCAGUGGAUCCAACGACAAGCGAGCAAAGCAAACGACAUUCUGUCAUUGCGUCAACGCCAACGCUCGGAUUCUAGAGGCCUGAAGGCGAUAUGGGAAGACCGUAAAGAAGACAUCCAGCGGCUCCAGACUUGGCUGCUGGAAGCCACGAAUACCUUUACCGUUGUUCAUGGACCUAGGGGAUCAGGAAAAAAGGAGCUUGUGCUUGACGAAGUAUUAAAGGGCUAUCGACACAAACUUGUAAUUGACUGCAAGCCUAUUCAAGAGGCAAGAGGCGAUAGCGCUACAAUCAACGCUGCUGCGGCGGAAGUCGGCUAUCGGCCUGUAUUCUCGUGGAUGAACAGCAUCAGCAGCCUCAUUGAUGUUGCGACGCAGACGCUGGGCGCAAACGCAGGUCUCUCAGAGACAUUGGACUCCCAAUUGGGACACAUUCUCCAAAAUACUGCAAAUGCAUUGAAAAAAGUAGCUCUCGAGAAAAAGAGGUGGGAUGGUAAAGACUCUCACAUGACGGACGAGGAGUUCCUAGAAGCUCAUCCCGAGUGUAGGCCUGUCGUCGUCAUCGACAACUUUUUAUACAAGGCCAACAACAACCCGAUGAUAUAUGAGAAACUCUCUGACUGGGCAGCUGCGCUAACAGUCUCCAAUAUCGCUCGAGUCAUCUUCCUAACUGGGGAUAUCUCCUACUCGAAAACACUCAGUCGGGCUCUGCCUAAUCAAAUAUUCCACGAAAUCCAACUCGGAGACUGCACUCCAGAUGUUGCGAAGCAGUUUGUCCUUGAUCACCUUCACACAGAUCAGAGUAACAGCAGUAGUUACACCCAGGCAGGACCGGAUACUAUAGAAGGUGGCGAUAUCAAGGAUCUUGAGGAUUGUAUUGAAGUCCUUGGGGGUCGAUUAUCAGAUCUAGAAUUUUUUGCAAGAAUGAUUAGCAGAGGGCAGAGUCCUAGCGAUGCUGUCCAUGACAUUAUUGUGCAAUCCGCUGCAGAAAUACUCAAGAUGUAUAUUGCCGACGUUGACAACACCGUUCGAAAUUGGACGCCAGAACAAGCAUGGUACCUGGUCAGCAGCCUUGCAGAAGCCCAAGGGGGAAGCAUCCUGUACAGCGAAGCCUUAUUCUCCGAUUUGUUUAAGAAGGAUGGUGAAAGUACGAUUCGCGCCCUUGAACAAGCGGAGUUGAUCUCUGUAACCACGCUCAAUGACCGCCCGUCGACAAUCAAGCCGGGCAGGCCUGUAUUUGCAGCUGCCUUUAGGCGACUGCUUGAGGAUGAUGUCCUUCGGUGUCGACUUGGACUGCGGACGCUCGGACAGCAGAUAGCGAUGGAAAACGCAAACAUCAACAAGUACGAAGGAGAGUUACAGGUAUUGGGGUCUCUCGAAAAAGAACCAAAGGAAAUUCGGCCCCGAGUUCGAUGGCUCCUCGAAAAGCUCGCAGGCAGCCAAGCAAAGAUUGAAAAGUACGAGAAGGAAAGUGUAGGACUAAGGAGGAUCCUUCAGUCGAAGAUGUGAUGGGCCCAACUACCUGUGAA